Molecule: messenger RNA, 2173 nt
Organism: Parathielavia appendiculata
Lineage: Eukaryota; Fungi; Ascomycota; Sordariomycetes; Sordariales; Chaetomiaceae
Product: TPR-like protein
Exons: 2
Coding region: 337-1878 (513 amino acids)
Biological process (GO): protein folding in endoplasmic reticulum
Cellular component (GO): endoplasmic reticulum
Molecular function (GO): misfolded protein binding; protein-folding chaperone binding
Source: RefSeq, a predicted model, not a curated record
GGCCAGAUUGCGCUGCUGCACUUAAUUGCCCAUCUGUCAAACUACAGCGUGGACAAAAGCGACCUCCUCACCUCUCUUCUCGAGGAGCCCUCAGACCACUUCGCCGUGCUCUAUAUCACUGCGCCAAUUAUCGAUAUCUUAUUCGAAAAAAGACGCAUUCAUCCGUCCUGAGGCUGCCCCUAGCUCCAAGCGCAAUCAGUGCGUUCCUUGUGUUUGCGACCUGCUAGUACAGCAGAACUCGCCCUCUGAUCUCCUACCUUCAUUCUCCCACGAGCUUGACCGCCGACCCCAGCAAGACCAACCUCCGAUACCUCAUCUACCUCAGAACCCGCCGCCAUGUUGGUCCGUCUCUCGACGCUGGCCUUCGCUGCCAGCAUUUUGUCGACACCCUCGCUAUGCCUGUCGCCAUCAGACAUUCCCCCCGACAUCCCCGUCUCCCAGCUUCUGGCGUCGGCGCAGAGCCACCUCUCCAAGGGCGAAACCGGCGAUGCCCUCGUCUACUACGAUGCCGCCGUCGCGAGGGAUCCAACCAACUAUCUGACCUUCUUCAAGCGCGCAACCACCUACCUUUCCCUGGGGCGCACGUCGCAAGCCACCGACGACUUUGAGAAGGUGCUGUCGCUCCAGCCCGGGUUCGAGGGCGCACACGUGCAGCUGGGCAAGCUCAAGGCUCGCUUCGGCGAGUGGGACGCAGCCAAUGAGCACUUCAAGAAGGCGAAGAAGACGGACGAGAUGGCGAGCCUGGAGGAGGCCAAGGGCGCGGCGAAGCUGGCCGAGGCGGCCGCCAAGUCGGAGAACUGGGAGGAGUGCGUCAAGCAGGCCGACGACGCCAUCCUGACGGCCAACCGCGCGCUGUCGCUCCGGGAGCUGCGUGCCAGGUGUGCGUUUGAGCGGGGCGCGAUGGAACGAGGCAUCGGCGAUCUCCAGCACGUCCUGCAGAUGAAGCCCGGCGACACAGCACCGCACGUCAAGAUCUCCGCCAUUCAGUUCUAUGCGCUGGGCGAGCUGCAGGAGGGUAUGGCGUCGAUCCGGAAGUGCCUGCAUUCGGACCCCGAGUCCAAGGAGUGCAAGCGGUUGCUGAAGGUCGAGAGGAUGGUGGAGAAGGUGGUCCAGAAGGUUACCAAGGCGCUUGAGAAGCAGCAGCACAUGACGGCGGUACGGCAGCUCGUACCCUCAACGGACGGCGAGGGCUUGAUCAAGGAGGUCAAGGACCAGGUGCACCUAUUACGAGAGGACGGCACAAUCCCGAAGGCGGCAGGGAAUGUCCUGAUUACGAGGCUAGUGGAGAUGGCUUGCCAGGCAUAUUAUGAGUCCAAUAGCAAAAAAGCCAAAGACUACUGCGAAGAAUCCCUUCAAUUCGACGAGAACUCCUUCUACGGUUUGCUCUACCGCGCCAAGCACCUCAUGGACGCCGAAGAAUUCGAAGCCGCCAUGAGCACGCUCCGCAAAGCGUCCGAAGCCCACCCGGGCAAGGACGAAACCAUCCAGCCGCUCAUGCAAAAAGCCCAGAUAGCCCACAAGCGGAGCACGACAAAGGACUACUACAAGGUGCUCGGCGUCGCCCACGACGCCGACGAGCGGCAGAUCAAGGCGGCCUACCGCAAGCUGUCCAAGUUGCACCACCCGGACAAGGCGGCCAAGCAAGGGCUGACCAAGGAGGCGGCCGAGAAGAAGAUGGCGGCCAUCAACGAGGCGUACGAGGUGCUCAGCAACUCGGAGCUGCGCGCCCGCUUUGACCGGGGCGACGACCCCAACUCGCACGAGCAGCAGGGGUUUCAGGGGAACCCGUUUGGUGGCCAACCGUUCAUGUUCCAGCAGGGCGGCGGGCCGAUGCACUUCAAGUUCAGUGGCGGGCACGGGUUUCCGUUUGGGCGGUAACCGUGUUUUCUCACUGAUCGUUGAUUUCUUGUUGUUUUUUCUUUCUCCGCCCCCUGCAUGAAAAAGAAGGGAGUUCAGGUGUUACGUGGAGUCAAAGGAGGAUCCGCUCUUGAAAGGGGCAAUCAAUGGGUGUCAGUGAACAGCAUGCCAUGCGACUCGGUUUAGUUGCUCAGGGUUGGAUUUUGUGUUCUUGGGCAGGAGGGAGUGUGUUGGUUCAUUGGGUUCAUGGGGAGCAGCCACCAUCAAGCGGGCUGUUCUCUUCUUUGUAUGUAAUCCAUUCGACUAAGCCCAAGAC